Molecule: messenger RNA, 470 nt
Organism: Schistosoma haematobium
Lineage: Eukaryota; Metazoa; Platyhelminthes; Trematoda; Strigeidida; Schistosomatidae
Exons: 3
Coding region: 1-372 (123 amino acids)
Source: RefSeq, a predicted model, not a curated record
AUGAACAUGCGUCAAUCGACUAAUUCAUCUCAAGAACAAAACGAAAAAGCAAUGUCAGCUAAUUCGAUGUUUCUCAUUGCUUUAUUGUCAUACACAUUGAUAAAUCAAUUAGGCAUAACCAAAUCAAAUCCAUGCAAGUAUUGCCUACGAUUGUACGAUGGAACGUAUGAGAAUGGUUCAUAUACUGACGUGUACAAAAGCGUUGGCUCACUCUCACCACCAUGGAUACCUGGAUCUGUUUGUGUCCCUCUGAUACAUGAUUCGAAGAGACAGCCCCAUACUGGCGUUUAUAUGAAGACGUCAACUACUCUGGUAAGGACACUGCCAUUGGACAUGGUGCCUGCAUUGAUGACUUCACGAAAUCCGGAUUGAAAAGGAUUUCCUCCAUUCAGAAGUGUGUUUAUGGGGAAAAUGGAAUGGUUCAAUGUAUCAGUGAAUCGAAACGUCGAAGGAAAUAUUGUCGAUACUAA